Molecule: messenger RNA, 1653 nt
Organism: Theobroma umbraticum
Lineage: Eukaryota; Viridiplantae; Streptophyta; Magnoliopsida; Malvales; Malvaceae
Source: RefSeq, a predicted model, not a curated record
GACAAGAAACAGGUGGUAAGAAAUAAAGCCAUGAGCAGGGAGUGGUUAGUUAAAGAAUAGAGUCCGUUCCAGACCCAAAACCUUAAUAUCUCUGUAUCUAUCUCAAAGUGGAUAUGGUUUUUACAUGGAGUUUGACUUGUCUUUCGGGAGCUCAAUCUCAAAGGGUACUUGCUUGGAAUAGUGUGCAACAACACUACUUUGCCCCUUCAUUACCUCCUUAUCCUUUCAAGCCAUGUUGCUCUUCCUCUUCUCGUAACCAUAAUCAUACUUUUUCUCUCAUUCAAGACUCUGCUGUCAUUGGUUGCCUUCGUGCCAAUAGUGCUGAGCAGGCAAUGGAAGCUGCUCGAGCUGCAGUUAAUGGUGGCAUUGAAGUUCUGGAGAUUGUUAGGUCAACCCCAGGAGUGUUUGAGGUCUUGCAGGCUCUGGUUAAGGAGUAUCCUACUCAGGCCUUUGGUGUUGGGACUGUUUUAAAUGCUGAGGAUGCCAAAACUGCUAUGAAGGCCGGAGCCAAGUUUCUUAUGAGUCCUGCCACAGUGAAGGAUAUUAUGGAUGAUGUUCAAGAUGCUGAUGUUUUAUACAUGCCUGGUGUAAUGACCCCAACAGAAAUAUUCUCUGCGUAUAAUUCUGGUGCCAAGAUUGUCAAGAUCUACCCUGUUUCGGCAUUAGGUGGUACACGAUACAUAUCGGCGAUUAUGAAGCCUUUUCCUCACAUCCCAAUGGUUGCUUCCCAGGGCAUAACUAUAGAUUCAGUAGGAGACUACAUUGCUCAGGGAGCAAUAUCAGUUGUUUUAUCGGAUGCUAUAUUUGAUAAAGAGGCAAUGGGACAAAAUAACUUCAAUGCCAUACAUCAACUUGCCAAAUCUGCUGCUUUGCAGGGCAAAAACGCAGUGGAACGGAAGAGGAAUUGCAGGCUGACUUAUUUGCCUCACUCAUAAGUGACAGCUUUCAUCUAUAUCAUCUAUACCAGACUACUGCUGCACUAGCACCACCAACUAUAUACCUUUGAUAUGUUUAAGCAAGGAAUAUCUUCUGACCACAGAAACAGGUAAAACUAUGUCAUGUAGUCCAUAGGCAGUAUGUUUUCUUUCUGCACCAUUUCUCCCCUUUGCUGAAUUAUUCAUUGAUUUUUUUUGCAUCAGCAUUAUAUUUCAUGCUUUGAUUGUCAUCACCAUUGUUAUCAUCACAAUUAAUCCCAAACUCACUUACCCUUUCUUUGUAUCUGGUUUCUUCUCAUCAAAACCAAGGUUGACUACUUCAUGAUAUACUAGUCUGUUACCUGCAAGGCUGUGAACUCAUUUUGAGUAGUCAAAGCUCAAGAGCAUGAUAAUAAGGAACAAAUAUGCGAUGAUGCAUGGGGUACCUGCUUUCACUCUCAGCUAAACAUAUAUGGAGGAAUUUACCAACAAUGCAACUCAUGUUACCCAAUUUAUGUACAGUUGGCUGAGUUGUAACAUCUUCAACCUUCUUCUUCAUAAAGGAAAGGCAAUUACAGUCAGAAAAAUUCAAUAUACUUUGCUUUAAUUACUGUUAGAUAGUUCUUUGUACUUCUUUUCCAUCCAUCAAAACUACAAGGAAAGAAGGAGCCUUUGUUCUUUUGAAAAUGAAAAACAGAUCAGCUCACUAAAAUGGAAAGAACUACUAUAUUUUUAAUUA